AUGGAAGGACAGGCAGCAAAGCGGCCAAGCAAGUCGGACUUGAAUCCUGGCGGCUGCAGCAAGGACUCAGCUAUACCAGGUGCAGCGUAUCUGGGCCACGCCAGGAUGGUGAUAGCAGUCCGUAGUCAUGGCAAAGAACAUCAGACUCUCCAGGAGCUCCAGCAGGAGAAUCUGCUGCAGACCCUACCCUCCGGUCCGUCUUCCCCCAGGUCGCGACGCCGUUGGUCCCCGCACAGUCACCAGAGUGUCUUGUCCCUACCUAAACGUGAGGAGGACCAUGAGCUUUUCAUUCUGGACCUCAGGAACUUCCCAGAGCUGGCCAAUGCAGACAUGGGCUCACAGAACCCCAACAUCCAGGUGAGCAUCGAGGUGGUAGAUGACGCACAGACUGAGAUGGAGGUAGAGAUAGACCUGGCCAAGGACAGUCAGCGUAAUGACUGGUCAGUGUCAUCAUCAGAGUGGGCCAACAGCCACAAAAAACUGUUUUGGCCACUGUUCUGGGAGUACCCGGAGCAGGUGGAGAAUGGGCUGGGAAGAGACAGUUUGGAGGAACAGUCUGAGGACUACAACUACAACCCAGAGGAGCCCAUCCUGAGUGGAGUUGGGGGAGACUGGGGUAGUCACUGGAAUAAAGACUGGGAUGCAAAGGAUAACUACGGACUUUUUCUGGCGGAGCAAGCCAGGCGGGGCCGACAGCACGGCUUGUUACAACAACUACGGAGAGCCGGGAAGGUCAAGCAGAACUCCCUGGGGCAGUUUUGGUUCCACUUCAAAGAAAUGAAGAACUGGAUUUUGACCUAUUCUUACCUGCUGUCCUUCAACGCCUGGCUACUGCUGGCCCCCAUCAUGCUGUGUUACGACUGGCAGGUGGGAAGUAUUCCCCUGGUGGAGUCGCUGGGUGACGUGCGCAACGUAGCCACCGUGCUGCUCGCUGUGGUGAUGGUCGCGCUCUGCCUGCACUGCGCCCUCUCACUGCAGGAGCAACAGCAUGGCAGGCUGUAA
This is a messenger RNA of Morone saxatilis (striped sea-bass), 1002 nucleotides long. RefSeq lists its product as uncharacterized. Lineage: Eukaryota; Metazoa; Chordata; Actinopteri; Moronidae. The record is from RefSeq and is a predicted model, not a curated record. The coding region runs from base 1 to 1002 and encodes 333 amino acids. Gene Ontology annotation, molecular function: mannosyltransferase activity. The transcript is spliced from 6 exons. Gene Ontology annotation, biological process: protein O-linked glycosylation via mannose.